GCGUACCGGCGACGCCCACCAGGCUUCUUUUUUUCCUUUACUUCCCACGUUCACGUCGACUGUGGCAAACCCUCCGUUACUUAUUUAUUUAUUUAUUUCUCGUCCACUCAUGUGGAUGAAAUGUAGGCUGUAGGAGCGGAUGACGUAGCGCGUGCACUCGGACGUUUCUGUGUGUGUGCGUGUGUGUGUGAGCGCGCGCGCGUGGAGGAAAAUGUCAACGUGCGGCGCGAGAGCAGGAGGAGGAGGCUCGAGCUGCUGGAGGAGACCGUGAAAUGAAACGAGCCGCUGUUGCCGGAUAGUGUGUGUUAACGUCUGAAGAGUAAAGUUGCUCACGGCGGCGGUAGUUAGCGGAGCUUCUCGCCCGCUAAAGUGAGUUAAAUUCGGCUGCCCACACCGAAGCCAAGCCUCCGUUUCCUGGAUGUGAAGCAGCACCAGGCAGCAACGCUCCUACAUCAGGCCACUUGUGAACACCGCACCUCCAUUUCAGAAACCAUCAGCAGCCCCUCUAGCAACGAUGUAGACUUUUCAACGACGUGAUGAUGAUGCAAGGCCUUAAGGGGAGGAGGAGCAGUAACUGACUCUCCUCCAUUACGCCACAACCUGCACUCUAUGUCCGUCCUGAUUGGGCGGCUGGAGUGCUAUGUCAUCAACCACACCCCCAUCGGCCCAACCCGCAAAGAAGGGAAGGAAGCCGGAGAAAUCGGAGGUGAUGGCUGAUUCGGUGCAGGCCACCAAUGAGGAGCUCAGGAGCAAACUUAUGGACAUCCAGAUUGAACUCCAGCAGGAGCGUGGCAAGGCAUGUAAGCUCCGUGAGCGGCUCCAGGAGCAGCGGCAGGCUCGGGAGCUUGAGCAGCACAAACAUGCAGUAGCACUCACUGACCUGCGUGCCAAACUCCAUGAAGAAAAACUACGGGAGAUAGCGGCUGCCCGUGAGACCCUAGCGCGGCAGCAUGAUGUCGAGCUGGCCCGGGCCAUCAAGAUCCGGGAUACCGAGGUGCAGAGGCUCCAGGGGCUUGUAAAUGCACUGAGAGAUGGAGCAGCUGACAAACUCAAAAAUGCUCUUCUGGGAGAAGCUCGGGAGGAGGCCAGGAGAGCAUUCGAUGGGGAGAGACUAAAGCUACAGCAGGAAAUUCAGGAGCAGAAAAUAGCUAGGAAGCAGGCUGAGGAGGCACUAGCAACUGCUCUCCAAGCUGAUAAAGCCAAAGCAGCUGAUCUCCGUACAGCCUACCAGCAGCACCAGGAUGAAGUGCAUCGUAUUAAACGAGACUGUGAGAGAGACAUCCGCCGGCUGAUGGAUGAGUUGAAGGCAAAGGACCGGGUGGUGUGUGCUCUGGAGAGGGAGCUGGGACUGCAGGCUGGUUAUACUCAAAAGCUUCAGCUCCAAAAGGAAGCCCUGGAUGAGCAGCUGGGUCAGGUACGAGAGGCUGAGAGACACAACCAUGGCAGCCCCAAGAGAGAAGUGGUGCCUGGGCUGGGGGACAACCCAGACCUGCUCAACAACCAGUUUUUGUCUGCCUCCUCCUCUCCUCUCCCCGCUGUUCAACAGGAGGUGGAGGAGCGUGACAUGAGGAGGUUCCAGCUGAAGAUUGCAGAGCUCCACUCAGUCAUCAGGAAACUGGAGGACAGAAAUGCAUUGCUGGCCGAUGAGAGGAAUGAACUAUUGAAGCGGGUGCGAGAGGCAGAGAGCCAGAUGAAGCCCAUGUUUGAGAAGAACAAGCGGCUGUCUAAGAAAAAUGAUGACCUCCUGCAAACACUGCAGCGCAUGGAGGAGAAACUCAAGAACCUGAGCCGUGAAAAUGCUGAGAUGAAGGAAAAAGCUUCCUCCUCUCGGCCCCCCUCACAGCAGCAAUCCAUUCAGCCCCAGCUGAAACGGCCCAGCUCACUGACCGACCUGAGCCACGCCCACGAGGAACAGGAAGUGGAGUUCCUCAAGCUACAGGUCGCUGAGCAACGUGGCAUCAUUGACGAGCUCAUGCAGGAACGUGACCGAUUGGUGAUGAGCAAGAAGAACAGGAGGAAACCUCUCAAGCUGUCAAAAAGGCAUGUUGUGGAGACAUAUUUUGGAUUUGAUGAGGAGUCGAUAGACUCUGAGACCUCCUCUCUGACCUCCUAUAACACUGACCUCACUGACCGGACGCCUGCCACUCCGGAGGAGGAUUUGGAAGAGAGUGUUUCCCGUGAGGAGUCAGAGCUUCGUUUCCGUCAGCUCACCAGAGAGUACCAGGCUCUUCAGCGGGCCUACGCCCUCCUACAAGAGCAGACUGGGGGCUCACUAGAUGCUGAGAGGGAAGCUAGGACACGUGAGCAGCUUCAAGUGGAGCUCAACAGCUGCCAGGCCAAGAUUGUUGAUCUGGAAAAGGCUCUGGCUGAGAGGGGGCAGGAUUCAAAAUGGGUGGAGGAGAAGCAGUACUUGCUCAGGACUAACCAGGAAUUGCACGAGAAGAUGUGUGCGUUGCAGCAGACGGAGUCGCGGCUGCAGGCGGAGGUUCAAGAUGCUCGGGACCAGAAUGAGCUGCUGGAAUUCAGGGUGCUGGAACUGGAAGAAAGGGAGCGCAGAUCUCCUGCCCUCAAUCUCCACAUGUCUGCGUUUCCUGAUAACAGUAGCAGUGCCCUUCAGAUCUACUGCCACCAGGAGGGAGUCAAGGAUGUAAUUAUUCCUGAGCUGAUGAAGAAGCUGGAUAUUCUGGGGGAUAACGGAAAUCUCAGAAAUGAGGAGCAGGUAGCCGUGAUCCAAGCAGGGACGGUGAUCUCACUGUGUGAAAAGUGGUUGAAGCAAAUAGAUAGCACAGAGGCUGCCCUCACACAGAAGAUGAUCGACCUGGAAAAUGACAAGGAGCUGUUCAGUAAACAGAAGGGAUUCCUUGAGGAGGAGUUGGACUACAGGAAGCAGGCUUUGGACCAGGCAUAUAUGAGGAUCGAGGAGCUGGAAGCCACGCUGUAUAGCGCUCUGCAGCAGGAGCAGCCGGCAUGCCAGGCGGUGGCCGAAUCGCUGACAGACAGGCAGAGGGAGGAGCUGAGGCUAGCCGUGGACAAGCUGCGGCGUCAGAUUCUCCGGCAGAGCCGGCAGUAUGACAGUCAGAUCUUACAGGAGCGCAUGGAGCUCCUACAGCAGGCCCAGCAGAGAAUAAGAGAGCUGGAGGACAGAAUUGACUUGCAAAAGAGACAAAUAAAGGAAAUAGAGGAAAAGUUUUUGUUCCUCUUUUUGUUUUUCUCUUUAGCAUUUAUUCUUUGGCCUUAAUGAAAAUGACUGUGGACCCACAUCAGGUGUUAAGGUGCUGUGGAGGAAAGCGAGGAUGAAACAAUUGUUUUUUAUGCAUUUGUAGACAGUUCACGAAAACCUUAUGGCCUUUUUGAUAAAUGCGCACUUUUGCAGAAAACCCUUACUUGG
Molecule: messenger RNA, 3388 nt
Organism: Acanthochromis polyacanthus (spiny chromis)
Lineage: Eukaryota; Metazoa; Chordata; Actinopteri; Pomacentridae
Gene: jakmip1
Product: janus kinase and microtubule interacting protein 1
Exons: 23
Coding region: 641-3238 (865 amino acids)
Molecular function (GO): microtubule binding; GABA receptor binding; kinase binding
Source: RefSeq, a predicted model, not a curated record